GCCAAAACUAGCACUCACUCAUGGACCGUACAUGUCAAGCCCAGCUCCUCAGUCCUGAAUCUCGAGGAAUUGAGGAUGAACCAGGUUUUGUUGGGAUCCUUUACGAUAUCUUCUACGAAAAAACACGGUGGACUUGCGCCCGUCUCACAUAACCUUCGAUGUCCUUGACCGAUGGGGACAAUGUAAUGACACACGCAUACCUCAGGAAGGGACGGCCAACUGGAAGGACCCAGAAUGGAAUCAAUUGGUCAUAUCGCCCAAAUCCCGGUCAUAUAAAGCCCAUUUUCCGCUCCAAUAUUUCUGCAGUGCUCUUUCUUUCCCUUUUCCAUCCUCCUGGUCUGAGUUCACUCUCGAAAUGAGGCUUUCAAUAAGUCUCGUAUCCACGUUCCUUGUCAUUUUAUCGUCCCUCGCUUUCCUGCCUACCACUGUAUUCGGCAUCCAUCAUCGAUACGCGAAGAAAUCACAAAACGCCAUUGUUACUGCUCGUCAACAUCAUCUACAGCCAGUUACUCGCGACCUGAUCGACCUUUGUAUCAAUCUUCGCGUCGUUUUUGACCAGCUUCCACUUGAUCUCAAGAGUAUCAUUGCUGGUAAUGUCGACGUUUGUUUGUGUCUCAAGGACCUCGACGUCUUCCUGAACGCGAAAGUUGAAGAUCUCGAUGUUCUCGGCGUUCUCAGACUCAACAUACCCGUUUUGAGAGUCUUUCUGGACAACUUGCUUCGCACAUCGGGAAAGAAGUGUACUCUACCCCCUCACGCUCAUUUCGUCUGUACCAACUCAGAUCCUUGCCACGUCAAAUGCGAUCCUGGGUUCAUUCGAGAUGGAGAUCAAUGUGUCUGUUCCAAACCCAAAAAGUUGUGCAAAGGUCAAUGUCUUGCCUCACCGAAUUCUUGUGACCCCUCCGCUACCCCUCGUCCUCUCCAUUCACGUCGGAGUGAGAUAGUCACCCUCGAGGAAGCUCAGCGAUACUGCGGUAGCAUGGAGGUUUGCGGUGUACCAUCUGCAAAAUCAGGGAAUGCCUUUGAGUGUAUUGACACAACGAGCAACACCGACAGUUGUGGUGGUUGUGUCUACCCUAACCCUUGGGCAGUUACCUCCUCCGGCAAAGAUUGUACAUCGCCCAAGGCUCUCAAGGUUACCUGUAGGGCUAGUCGCUGUGUCGUCGAUCUAUGUCAAGAGGGCUUCGAGCCUAAUGGUCCCCGGGAAGCUUGCGUUCCAACCAGUCUGAAAAGACACGCUUUUCGACGUGCGAGUGUUUCCGUACCCACAACGAUUGACCUCGGGCACAAUAACGGUGUCACUACCGAUCUCGGCUCCAAUUUCAACGGCAAGUUGAACGAGGUAGGAGAACGUCCCGCCACUUCCAUGAUGAAUCCUAUAGGUUCGAUGUUGGCCGGUGACGGCUCUUUAUCGUGCCUGUUUUCCCCACCACAUAUUCCUGAUGAUCCUCCAAGUACGCUUUCCGGUCUUCUUGUUCUCUUCGGUAAUAUUUCUGCGAUUGCAAGAACCGUCGGCGACUUUGGUGAGCUUUUGGGCAUUGAGUGUAACUGCCAUAACCCGGCCGCAUCACAUCCUUCCGCACCACUGCUCAAAUCCGUCGUCGAUCUCGUCCUCAGGGUCAACAUCAAUCUCAACCUUCUCACAAACCCCGCUGAUAUUGAUACCGUCGCGGAUCUUCUCAACCAAAUCCUAAAGGCCUCCCUCAGAUGUUUAGAACUAUCCCAUCUAGAGUAUGCCUUACGUGGCAUACUCUCGCAGUUGGAGGGUCAGGUUUACCAAUUGCUGAAAGGCAUUAAACUCGUUCCAGAAGGCAUCUCUAACUGUGACUGCGAGACGGACUUGGUUUCUAGUCUGAGGACUGGUUCGGGACUAAAGAAGAGAUCAGCAUUAAGGCGAGGCGUCGCAUGUGCUGAGGCAGAUGAAACCGCUUCAUUUAGUCUCCUGAAAACAAAACGGUCCCUAAUCAGUCUUGACCUCACACCCCUCGUCCCCGAUGGAGACGGUAUCCUUGACGCAGGUGCUAUACUCGACCAUCUCAACUAUUUCUCGGAGCCUGGAUUCGGAGACACCUCUGCACCGGUCGAUAUUGACCUCAACUGCUUGGGACUCAAUGGUGUCAACGAUGAGGUCAUUGCUGACCUUGGAAAUGGCAUGAACAAACCUUUGAACGAGGUGUUGGCUGUACUCGCUCCGUUCGUUCACCCAGGAGAGCUUCAUCCUUGCAUCAAACCUAAACCCUGCAAUGGAUCUGCAUCUGGCUCAGAAUCUGACUCGGACUCUGGUUCUCACGGUCCACCUCCAAGCAAAACCUCGUCGGAACUAGGAUCCUCAAAAGGAAAUCCUGAAUCAUCUAGAUUGUGUCCUCCGGGUUCGACUCUCAAAGGAGAUUUCACAGCCCCCGUCGACGUAGAUCUUUCCUGUCUUGGACUGAAUGGUGUCAAUGGAGAAGCCAUUGUCAACUUAGGAACAGGACUCAACAAGCCACUGAAUGAGGUGUUAGAUAUCUUGUCGCCAAUGUUGCAUCCGGCCAACGUCCAUCCUUGCAUUAAGCCUACACCUUGUUACGGUGGAGGCGGAUCUGCAUCCGAACCCAAAAGUUCUCCUGGAACUCCUUCCAUCCCUGGAACGCCUUCAGGCGGUACUCUACCACCCCAGAGCGAAGGCGAACAUAGGCCCGGAUCUGGCUCUGGAUGCAGCUCAGCCUCCCUGUUAACAUCCGUACCGACCGCCUCUCCGCCUACCGGUGGUUCAGCGUCAGACAGUACUUCACCACCAACUGGUUCGUCUGGCAGCGAUCCGGAAUCAAGCGGUGAGUUAUCCAUACCCUGCUCUUUAACCACAACCAACAUACUCGAUAAAUUACAGGAUCAUGUACUUCCGAUGAUGAUCCAACCGCUGCAGUGGAUAUUGACCUUGAUUGCCUGAGGAUCAACGGUAUCAAUGGAGAGAUCAUUGCUAAUCUAGGAAGCGGCCUGAACAGACCUCUGAAUGAAGUGUUAGAUGUCCUGUCACCAGUCGUCCAUCCUUGCAUCAAACCUGAGCCUUGCCAUGGUAGAGGAUCUGCAUCCGCACCUAUAACCUCCCCAGCCAUUCCUUCCACCUCUGAAAGCUCUUCCGGUAAAUCCACGGCCAGUACACAAGCGCCCCACAGCGGACGCGGACAUGAGUCUUGGUCUGGCUCUCAACCCAGCUCUCCCUGCCUCUCGAGUUCUGUACCGGCUGCCUCUCGGCCUCCUUCCACGGUGCCGGUCACUACUCCUGCCCCUUCGAAAACUGGUUUCCCGAGCGGGAAAGGUGGCUCUACUUGUCAGAAGUGCUUGGGAAGUUCUACCUCGGGGGACUGGUCUCAUGCUGUUGGCAUUGACCUCAACUGCAUUGGCAUCAAUACUGUCGUGACGGUUGACCUAGGGCCUCAGGUUAACAAGUUGCUAAACGGCCUUCUGGAUGACACCCUGAAUCCCAUAGUCCACGCUGUUCCCUCUCUCAGAUCCGAGUUCGUAAAUGCUGAGGUCCUGAAGACCACACUAAACGAGUCUGUCGGGGUCGUUUCAUCAAUGACUGAUGCAGCGAAGGUGUUCUACGAGACAUGCGGCUGUAAGGACAUACCCGGUUCGAAAGCACUUCUCACUAUCGCGGUUACGGCUAAGCUCAAAACGUCGCUGGACAAAUUGCAAGUCAAUUCUACUGUUGAAAGCGCUAGCGCUGCGUUGAACGCUGCUCAUGGUGUCUUGGCUGCCGCAAAGUCGUGUGAAACGCUACCGGGGCUGGAAGUGCACUUGGCAAUGCUGAUUGGGAAUUGUCAGGAAUUGAUACCCAGAUUGGAGAGGUUGUUGGACGGUCUGGCCACUUGCGACUGUGGGAAAGAGUUAUCGGCUACCCCAAGACUGAUAAAGAAGCGACGGGGUUAUUGAAACACGGUGGGUUGAAUUCGUGUUCAUUUCGUUUGGUUUUACUCUCUUGGGUCGCGUUUGUCGAUUCGCUUUCGGUAGUUUUCGGUUUAUUCUGUACAUACAGUAUACUUUCAUAAUUUAGCUACGAUGCACUUUCCAUUGGCGCCAUUGAACGACAGCUCC
Marasmius oreades (fairy-ring Marasmius) is the source of this 4074-nucleotide messenger RNA. RefSeq lists its product as uncharacterized. The record is from RefSeq and is a predicted model, not a curated record. The coding region runs from base 356 to 2926 and encodes 856 amino acids. The transcript is spliced from 6 exons. NCBI's taxonomy places the organism in Eukaryota, Fungi, Basidiomycota, Agaricomycetes, Agaricales, Marasmiaceae.